CGGAUUAGAGCUGCGGUGUCUGGGACGCUCUUUUGUUUACAUCAGUUUUCAAUUUAUUCUCAAACGCUCAGGUAAACGAAACCUUCCAGAAAACCCUAAAGACUUUCUUUGCUUUUCAACCGAAACACAAGUAUCAAGUGACAACAUUUCCCAAGCGUUGCCAGCUCGCUGAACGCCGCAACUGUAGUCCAAUGGACCUCCAGAACGAAAAAUGUUAAUAUGUGAUAGCAUUCAUGUGACCCGUGGAAGCAGAAGUAUUACCAGUCACUACAUUAGGUCAAGUUUGGAGUGAAAACAUGUUCACUGCUACCCAAACCUCCAAAUCCCAGUUCCUGGAUAAAGCCAGGAUAGCGCGGGAGGAAAGGAAAGGGUAUAAAGAGAAAGAAAAAGCUGCCACGCAAAUCCAGGCUCUGGUCAGAAGGUUUAUCUGCCGUUGCAGACUGCAAAGAGAAAUAAGGAAGGAGGUCGACGACUUUAUUGCAGUCAGCGAUGCAGGUUCAACAAAAAGAAAUGCGUUGUCCAUCUUCAAAAUCGCUAGAAAAUUAUUAUUUAUAUUGAGCAAGGAGGAUAAGCUGAGGUUUGAGAAGCUAUGUAGAAUCAUACUUAGCAGCAUGGAUGUGGAAAAUGAACCUAAAGUAUGGUAUGUAUCCCUGGCUCUUUCAAAAGAUCUUACCAUCCCCUGGCUGAAACAGAUUAAAGAUGUGCUCUGGGUCUCUUGUGAAUUUCUGAAAAAACUGAAGCCUGACAUACUGCAAGAUAAUAAAUUGGUGACACUGUACCUGACAAUGCUGAUAACCUUUACUGACACGUCCACAUGGAAAAUCAUCAGAGGGAAGGGCGAGGCCCUCAAGCCUGCUUUAAACAGAAUUUGCGAGAACAUCAUGGGACAUCUCAAUCAGAAGGGCUUCUACUCUGUUCUUCAGAUUCUACUUACAAAUGGAUUGGCAAGAUCCAGACCUUCCCUUUCCAAAGGAACCCUCACGGCCAUUUUUACGCUGUCACUCAGGCCUGUUAUCGCUGCACAUUUCUCAGACAACCUGCUGAGGUCUUUCCUUCUCCACAUCAUGUCUGUUCCUGCGUUCAUCUCGCACCUGAACACGCUCACUCCGGAUUGCAUGAUCACUAUCCAAACCCAUGACCUUUUCCGCAAGUUUGUCUUGUUUUUAAGUCGAGAGGAGCAGUGCUUGGAUAUCUGUGUUUGUCUGGAGGGAAGCCACACUCUCUGCUUGCUGGGUAACCUCAUUCAGCUGGGAUACUUCAAUGUAAAAGUUCUAGAGCAGGAAGCCGGUCACUUUGUCAAGGAUCUGACAGAUAUGUUGUCCUACUGUCAGAGAUACGUGUCUCAGAAGAAAUCAAAUCUAACACACUGGCACCCGGUGUUGGGCUGGUUCUCUCAGACUGUUGACUAUGGGCUUAAUGAGUCUAUGCCGUUGGUGACGAAGCAGUUGCAGUGUCUGUGGGGAGUUCCAGUGAUCUGCACUCUCUUCUGUGAUGUUCUCAGCAAAAAGCUAGAAACUCAAGAUCCCACUCCACCUCCCCCUCCUGCACAAAGCUCACUACAGAAUAAUCUGCCGGUCAAAAAUCUGUUCAAGAGAGCAUUCCAGAAGUCUGCGUCUGUGAGGAAUAUCCUGAAACCGGUCGGAGGGAAGCGUGUGGACUCGGCUGAGGUCCAGAAGGUGUGCAGUAUUUGUGUGCUGUAUCAGACGGCCCUCACCACACUCACGCAGAUCCGCCUGCAGAUCCUCACAGGACUGACAUAUCUGGAUGAGCUGCUGCCUAAGCUGUGGGCAUUUAUCUGUGAGCUUGGCCCUCAGGGGGGACUCCGACUCUUUCUGGAGUGUCUCAAUAAUGAUACGGAAGAGUCCAAACAGCUUCUGGCCAUGCUGAUGCUCUUCUGUGACUGCUCCAGACAUCUCAUCACGAUUCUGGAUGACAUAGAGGUCUAUGAGGAACAGAUUUCUUUCAAAAUGGAAGAGCUUGUUACAAUCUCCUCGUUCCUCAACACAUUUGUUUACAAGAUGAUCUGGGAUGGUAUUUUAGAGAAUGCCAAAGGAGAGAAGCUGGACUUAUUCCACAGUGUUCACGGCUGGCUGAUGGUUCUGUAUGAGCGGGACUGUCGCAGGAGAUUCACACCUGAAGAUCACUGGCUCCGCAAGGACCUGAAGCCCAGCCUGUUGUUUCAAGAGCUGGAGAAAGGCAAAAAACGAGCACAGCUGCUACUUCAGUACAUUCCUCAUGUCAUCCCACACAAAAAUAGGGUGCUGCUGUUCCGUAACAUUGUGACAAAAGAGAAGGAGACUUUGGGAUUGGUUGAAACAAGCUCCGCCUCUCCCCAUGUGACUCAUAUAACCAUUCGCCGCUCACGCAUGUUGGAGGAUGGUUAUGAUCAGCUGCGGCGUCUGCCUGUCAACUCUAUUAAGGGAGUGAUCCGAGUGAAGUUUGUGAAUGAUUUAGGCGUGGAUGAGGCUGGAAUCGACCAGGACGGUGUGUUUAAAGAGUUCUUAGAAGAGAUCAUCAAGAAGGUUUUCAACCCAGCGCUCAAUCUGUUUAAGACCACCAGUGGGAACGAGAGAUUAUAUCCCUCCCCGACCUCCAGCAUCCACGAGAACCACCUCCAGCUGUUUGAAUUUGUUGGAAAGAUGCUGGGAAAAGCCAUGUAUGAAGGCAUAGUAGUGGACGUACCAUUUGCCUCGUUUUUUCUCAGUCAGGUUUUGGGUCACCAUCACAGCACCUUCUACAGCUCCAUAGACGAGCUGCCCUCUCUUGACUCAGAGUUCUACAAAAACCUCACCUCUAUAAAGCGUUAUGAUGGGGACGUCAGUGAUCUGGGUCUGACUUUGUCUUACGAUGAAGAGGUGAUGGGGCAGUUAGUCUGUCAUGAGCUAAUUCCUGGAGGAAAGACCAUGCCUGUCACUAAUGAAAACAAGAUCAGCUACAUCCACCUGAUGGCCCACUUCCGCAUGCACACCCAGAUCAAAGAGCAGACGGCGGCGUUCAUCAGGGGCUUCCGCAGCAUCAUCAACCCAGAGUGGCUCCACAUGUUCUCCACCCCUGAGGUUCAGAGGCUCAUCUCUGGAGACAAUGCUGAGAUAGACCUGGAUGAUCUCAAGAAGCACACUGUGUACUACGGAGGUUUCCAUAGCAGCCACAGAGUCAUUCUUUGGCUUUGGGACAUUCUCUCCAGUGACUUUUCCCCUGAGGAGCGAGCCAUGUUCUUGAAGUUUGUCACCAGCUGCUCAAGACCUCCUCUGCUUGGAUUUGCCUACCUCAAACCCCCUUUCUCCAUCCGUUGCGUGGAAGUGUCAGACGAUCAGGACACAGGCGACACUUUAGGCAGCGUCCUGCGCGGCUUUUUUACCAUUCGUAAGAAGGAGCCAGGUGGUCGCCUCCCUACAUCCUCCACUUGUUUCAACCUGCUCAAGCUGCCCAACUACAGCAAGAAGAGCAUCCUCAGAGACAAACUCCGCUACGCAAUCAGCAUGAACACUGGCUUUGAGCUUUCAUAACCUUCCAAGCACAUUUGUGGGCUGGUUUGUUCUACCCAUACAAACUCAUACAUCUUCGAAAACUGGCAGCGGUUGAGCUAAAGUGGCGUCACAAAAGUUGAAGUAGGAGACAUAAUGAUUACAAUCUUGCGUCGUUGACAUUUUGGCCUUCAGCUAAGGCCCCUUAACUUGAGUUGCUCAAGGAGAAUUUUUUUCCAUCAGUUUCUACUCUGUCUUGUCUACCAAAUGGCAAGUGAAUGAAGAAACAUACUACGUUUUUAAAAUCGUGGAACUGAGCUAAACAUGUCCAGUCAGACUUGGAGACUCUGAGAAGAUCAACCAUAGAAGUUGAACGUUACCAACAUUACCUUCAGAAUUGUUUUUGAACCACUUAAGGAUUCAUAUUUAGUGUCUUGUUCUUCAUUCUCAGCAUUUGAAGCCAAAAGAGCUCCAAACGCCUUACUUAUACAAUCAGUUUUAAACCAGCUCUAUUUAAUGUUGUCAAGUCAGGAUCCUUCUGACCCCUCCAUUAUUUUCAUCCAGAAUAAUAAAUCGGGCUUAGUCUUUAUCGGCUCAUUUGUUGACAAACACUCCUAAACCUCCUCUUGAAGUUACAGAAGAUGCAGUGGUGGAUGUACAGAUCUGCAGAAACAGUUCAGCGUUGUCUCUCAGGUCUAUCACUCCCCCAGGAAGGGAACAGGAAAGCAAUACUAAUGCACUGCAAGCCAUGCAACUCAAGACACAAAGGAGGCUUUUGCCUUUUUAUAUGGCAAAUGCUUUCAAGCCCAUAGCACGCUAAACUUCUGCUGGACUUGAGGAUCAAGCUUUAAGAGGAUACCCAACACUGUUGAUCGACUUCAGCAUGUCAGAACCAGCAGUAUGUCAAAAAAGAGAUGUCCCUGUCCUCUCCUUUCCUGCUAUCUCUUCACAUACACUACAGAGCCUUUUCCAGAAACGGCCCAAUGUCAUCGUGACAUUUCUUUUUGCUCCUGAUAUUACACUCAUUAUUCUGCUUUUCAGGCCUAAUAUGUUGUCGUCUCGUCAGACUCAUCUAUUCAUUAAGAUCAGUUCCCUGUCUUGGACUUUUUAAUUGAUGAAGGCUAACCACUAAAAGGAAUUUUACUCCCAUUUCGGAAGUAACCAAUGAUCACAUGACAAACCACUCUCCCUAUCAUCUCCCAUUAACUCUUUGCUCAUCGCUGCAGUGUAUGCUACUGGAAUUAAGCCAUACAGUAAAGAUGACUAGCUAUCAAACCAGCUCUCGUAGGGACUUUUUUAAAGGGAGAGUGUUGCAGUAACUUCCCUGAAAGGUCAUGGAAUCUCGUGAAAUGUUAUUCCAAGUAGAAAAAAAACCAUCUUCCUUUGCAUGAUGUCACUGGACUAUUCAAUUUUUUUGUUUUGUUUUGUUACGGAGAACUUUAGGGUUAAUCUGUCGAGAAAUUUCUGGGUUGUUUUUUCCCCCAAAAUGUAAAUGAAAAAUAUUAAGAAAAUAUGUUUUGCAAAAAGGAAGUGAAGCCUAAUUUUACAUCUUCAAGAAAACAUCAUGGUAGUAUUUAUUCAUGGGUGUUAUUUAAACUAAAAAAUGUAAUCAUCAGGCUAUAUUUUGAUGCAAAAUAUAAUUUCUUGCUUUCCAUUGAUUUUUGGGGUUAAUUAUGUCCUGGACAUUUCUUCAUGAGCAGUAAUCGGCUGUAGUUAUUCCAGAAUAUUUAUUGUAUGCAAACCCUCUUUCCCUUUGUAUGCCGUAUAUGCAAAAUUAUAGUUAAACAUUAACUGUCUGCCCAGCCUCCCCCGGCUCUCCAUAAAUCAAGGCAUGGAAGUAUCUUCUGAUGUAUAGAGUCCUUUGUAGAUGUGGAAAACUGGCUUUAAGCUCAUGUAACUUUUUUGUAUGCAUUGCUGUUAAUGUUAAGUUAUAAAUGUACUGUCCUAAUGCACAAGGGCUUAGGCUGAGUCCAAUAGCAUUUAGUAUUUAAAUUUAACUGACAUUAACAUGCUAUUCCCUUUGAAAGGUGUUCAAGUGCUCUGGUUGGUGUAGUGGAUGAGGAAUGUGUUUGACAUAAUGCUGUAAACGCAAAAAUAUUCACAUUAAUGAGGAGUCUUUAUGGUGAAACGACUCAGCUGAAUUACAUGAUGUCACAGAAUUGCUCUCUCUCUCUCUCUCUCUCUGAAGGGGAAGCAACAACCUUUAAAGUGUCUGGUCUCUAUUCCUUUGCCUGAUGAUGAAGUGUCUUUUGAAUUUGGUUGCACUACGUGAACUGCAGGUUGUUAUAUACACAGUAUAUUACAAAAGCAAUGGCAUUGUAAAGUUCUUCAUGUGUACAGUAAUAUUUCCUCUGUAAAAUGUAAACUUAAUUGUCGAACAAACAUACAAAUAUUUGAAUAUCCAAAUCUAAAAACUUUACUAAACAACAAA
This is a messenger RNA of Puntigrus tetrazona (Sumatra barb), 5895 nucleotides long. RefSeq names its product ubiquitin protein ligase E3B (gene ube3b). Gene Ontology annotation, biological process: ubiquitin-dependent protein catabolic process; protein polyubiquitination. Gene Ontology annotation, molecular function: ubiquitin protein ligase activity; protein binding. The transcript is spliced from 27 exons. Bases 297 to 3506 code for a protein of 1069 amino acids. Lineage: Eukaryota; Metazoa; Chordata; Actinopteri; Cypriniformes; Cyprinidae. The record is from RefSeq and is a predicted model, not a curated record.